CUGUUAAUUAGUGGUCACAAUAUCGAGUUGCUUGAUGGUGAUUCUGCAACUAUAUCUGAAGCUUGGUUCUUAGCCGUUUGUAAUUCUAUUAAUAAAAAAAUUUCUAAUCUUAGGAUUUUUGUAAUCAGUAUACUUGGAUUACAAUCUUCUGGAAAAUCCACUCUUCUAAAUGCACUUUUUGGAUGUAAAUUUGCUGUUUCAGCUGGACGUUGUACUAAGGGGAUUUUUAUGCAAUUCUUAUUUUUGGAAAGAGACUUAUCUAAUCAACUUGGUGUUGAUGCUUUUAUCUUGAUUGACACUGAGGGACUUUGUGCACCAGAAAAUAUAGGUGAACCAGAAUCAGAAAAGAAGGAUCAAAAGUUAGCAAAGUUUGCAAUGCGAAUAAGCAAUUUAACAAUUAUUAAUAUACUCGGAGAAUCGACAAGAGAAUUGACUAAAAUCUUGCAAAUAGUCACUAAGAUAUUAAUGCAUCUUGACAUGUCACCUGACAUACUUAUGGUGCAACAUGCUACGGAAAAUAAUGCGACAAAGUCAAUAGAUCUAGAACCGAAACUUCAAGAAAUUCUUCAGGGAGUUUUAGAAAUAGCCAAAAAAGAAAAUAACAAGAUAGGAACACGCAAUCUUGAACGUCUUAGUAAGGUGAAUAAUAAAAAACUUGUCAAACUAUUUGCACCAUUUAAAGAUGGUAUAGCUGCUUAUUCUCCACCAUCGAAACAAUAUCACAAGGAUGUUGUUGAAUUCUACAAUUCUAUAAUUGAUAAUUGCAAAAAUUCACAAAGCAAAAAGAAAUUUGCAGAUUGGUUUUUACUAAUUAAAAGUUAUUGGGAUGCAGCAUCACGUGAAAAUUCCUCGUUCGAAAAAAUAGAAGAAACAUAUGAUUUUAUUGAGUUUGGGAAACAAGUUGCAAGACUGAAAGGAACUAUCGACAUGGCAUUUUUAAAACAUAAGGAAUUUAUCGAAACUAAAAUUAGAUCUAUUGUUUAUAAAUGGCUUUCAAAUAAAGAUUCAAGCGUUAAUUCAGUUAAUUUAAUUAAUUCUAAAUGUGAAAAAUUGAUUAAAACUUUGAACAAUAUUCCAGAGUUUAAAAGUCAGAAGUGUAAAGAAGAGGCUAAUCAAACAAUAAAUAAUUAUAUUGUUUCUCGCCGUGAAUUUAUAACCACAAAGCUUGAAAAUAUGCUUGAGGGUAUUUUAAUCCGAAAUAGAUUUUCUAUAUUUAUUGACAGGGUAUUAGAAAAGGUCUUAAAAGCAUGGAAGAAAUUGCCUAAUGAAAAGAAACUUGAAGAAGCAGCAAAUAAAAUAUGGAAAUUAUUACGUGACAGGGAAUAUGCAACUAUGUGGUCAUCAACAAACUUUUUUAAAAUUUACAAAUAUAGAAUUAUUCCAGAAUUAUCUAAAAUUGAUGCAAUUCGUAAUGUCGGUUUGGCAGGCUUUUCUAAUGAUAAACUUAUGGAACUUAAACAAGAUAUUAAUCUUGUGGUAGAACAAAUGUUACGUAAUAUUAAAAAGUUUAAUCCUAGAAUUAGAGAAGAUGGUAGAAAUUCAAUACACGUGGGAUCAGAUAAUACACCACUUAGCGUGCUUGAUCAAAGGAAAAAUGAAUAUGUAGAAAUUAUCAAGCUUCGUCUUCAAUACGGUCAUUCACAUAUAUUUAAAGGUCAUUUGACUGGGGUUUAUUUGUCGAGAGCUGUUCAUCAAAAAGCAGUAGAUGCAGAAUACCGGGAUCGAAGAGAUGAUGUACUUAGCAUCCCUUGGAUAAAAAAUUCUGAAACAAUUAGACUUAAAUAUUUUGUUGAACUUGCUGAACAAGUUCAUAAUGGUGACAAAGAUAAUGCAGUACAGCACUUUUUAAAACCUCAAGAAAAAUUUGAUGGUGUUCGGCAGGAAAUUCUUAAUUGUAAAAAUUAUGAAGAUAUCAAAAAAUUUGUAAAUAAUUAUAUGGCACAAGUUGACGCUAUUAUGAAAGAGCUUGAUGUCAAAUGGAAUGGUCAUUUUCAACUUGAAGAAGAAUCACUACCAAAUCUAUCUGAUGAUGAAUUGAUUAAGAAAAGACUUGGAUGCACAGUUCCAUGUUUCUGGUGUGGUGCUUUGUGUUGGGGAGAAAGAGGCCACGAUAAUGAUAGUGGUGAAACCAAAAUACAUCAUUCUAGCCAUCAGCCGGCAGGUCUUAAGGGGACUCGCAAUAUGAGAACGAAUGAAUUGCGAGCGGAAGCAUGCCAUAACCGUUUGGAUGUAACACAAAUGCAUUAUAACGCGACUAUAAAAAAAUGGGGUGAUGCAAAAACCACUGACUUCAAAGAUUGGAAAUUUGAACCUCAUUAUGUAACUGAUUUUAAUGAAAUUAUGUGUUGGUUUUUCGAAAUGUUGCAUGAAGACCUGGCAGAAAAGUGGAAUAAAAAACCAGCAGCUGAGUGGGAUUUAGAAACGAAUG
Messenger RNA from Racocetra persica, 2428 nucleotides. NCBI's taxonomy places the organism in Eukaryota, Fungi, Glomeromycota, Glomeromycetes, Diversisporales, Gigasporaceae. The record is from the annotation of a GenBank genome assembly.